Molecule: messenger RNA, 7362 nt
Organism: Coccidioides immitis RS
Lineage: Eukaryota; Fungi; Ascomycota; Eurotiomycetes; Onygenales; Onygenaceae
Product: myosin type II heavy chain
Exons: 5
Coding region: 1-7245 (2414 amino acids)
Biological process (GO): vesicle transport along actin filament; actin filament organization
Cellular component (GO): cytoplasm; actin cytoskeleton; vesicle
Molecular function (GO): ATP binding; actin filament binding; microfilament motor activity
Source: RefSeq, a predicted model, not a curated record
AUGAGCUCCCCUUCGAUAAGCGUGGCACAGCGGCGUAAAAAUCCAUUUGGUCGAAAUUCCCUUUCUCCUUCCCCGGCACCACGAGAAACUGCUGCAAUGAGAUCUGGCAGGCCCAAAUCCGUUGCGUUUGCGUCACCGGCUCAAAUGCAUCCUGCAGGCCAUACCCGGACGUCAUCCUUCGCCCCGUUGAACUCGAGCACGUUUGCAGGUUCCCUUGAUAGGCGGCGGUCCAACUCCGUGCGAAACAACACUCCAGCGUCGGGUACUUUUGCACCAGAGUUUAUCAGAUCUGAAGAGCUGCGAAGAGGCGCAGAUCAGAUACGAGGCCAAGAAGGAGAUAAUGACUUCUCCGGGAAGAGAUAUGUCUGGCUUAAAGAUCGCGAAAAGGCAUUUAUCCGUGGUCUCGUCCUCGAGGAGAUGGAAGACGGCUUGUUGAUUGUUCAAUGCGACGAUGGCAGCCAACGCCAAAUAAAUGUCGAGAACGUCGACAAAGUUAACCCUGCAAAAUUCGACAAGGCAGAUGACAUGGCCGAGCUGACACACCUCAACGAAGCUUCCGUUGUCCACAAUUUGCAAACCAGAUAUCAAUCAGACUUAAUAUAUACAUACUCCGGACUAUUCUUGGUCACGGUUAAUCCCUACUGCCCGUUGCCGAUCUAUUCGAAUGAGUAUAUCAAACUGUACAAGGGCCAAAGCCGGGAGGAAACAAAACCACAUAUAUUUGCGAUGGCCGACGAGGCUUUUCGCAAUCUCGUGGACGAGGGAGAAAAUCAAAGCAUUCUUGUGACGGGAGAGUCCGGGGCUGGUAAAACAGAGAAUACCAAAAAGGUUAUUCAAUACCUUGCAGCAGUUGCCGCAGCGGACUCGAAGACGGGUCCAAAGCAACUCUCCAACCUUUCACAGCAGAUACUAAAAGCCAAUCCAAUUCUCGAAGCUUUUGGCAAUGCUCAGACAGUGAGGAAUAAUAAUUCUUCACGCUUUGGAAAAUUUAUUCGUAUCGAAUUCACCAGCUCUGGUCAAAUAUCGGGGGCGUUCAUAGACUGGUACCUCCUCGAAAAGUCUCGGGUUGUAAAGGCGAACUCUCAAGAACGCAGCUACCAUAUAUUUUAUCAGCUCUUGCGAGGUGCAGAUCCGAGAAUAAAGGAGCUUCUUCAUCUCAACGACAUGGACACCGAUGACUUUGCAUAUAUGCGAAACGGAAACGACUCAAUUGCCGGAGUAUCAGACGCCGACGAAUGGAACACGUUGAUGGAGGCCUUUGACGUAAUGCAUUUCUCGGAGAGUGAUCAACUGGCUAUAUUACGCACUAUUGCGGCGGUUAUGCACUUGGGAAAUAUCGUCGUGGGUAAAGAAAGUUCGCGUUCAGACCAGGCUAAACUUCUGCCAGACUCCUAUCCAAGCGUGCAGUAUGCCUGCGACCUACUUGGUAUACAUGUCGAGCCGUUCGUAAAAGGAUUGCUCCAUCCCCGAGUCAAAGCUGGCCGUGAGUGGGUGGAAAAGGUGCAGACACCCGAGCAAGUUCGUUUUGCCCUCGACGCCUUAGCAAAAGGUAUUUAUGAACGGGGCUUUGGUGACCUUGUUACGCGAAUAAACAACCAAUUAGACCAGAGUGGAAUUGGCGGAGAUGAUAGCUGUUUUAUUGGGGUUCUUGAUAUUGCUGGCUUCGAGAUUUUUGAAAACAACAGUUUUGAGCAGCUUUGCAUCAACUACACCAACGAGAAGUUGCAACAAUUUUUCAAUCACCAUAUGUUCGUUCUCGAACAGGAGGAGUAUGCUAGGGAACAGAUCGAAUGGCAAUUCAUAGAUUUUGGGAAGGACCUCCAGCCUACCAUUGAUCUAAUUGAAUUAUCCAACCCAAUCGGUAUAUUUUCCUGCCUUGACGAAGACUCUGUGAUGCCCAAAGCCACAGACAGAUCAUUCACUGAGAAAUUACAUUCACUAUGGGAUCGCAAGUCACCAAAAUAUCGAUCUUCACGACUAAGCCAGGGGUUCAUCCUUACUCACUAUGCGGCGGAGGUUGAGUAUAAGACCGAAAACUGGCUUGAGAAGAACAAGGAUCCUCUUAAUGAUAACGUGACGCGGCUCCUGUCCACUUCAAACGACACUCAUAUUGCAAAUUUAUUCUCCGACUGUGCUGAUGGCGACGAUAUGCGGAGUAUAUCGAAGAGCUGCGUGAAAAAGGGGCUGUUUCGCACCGUUGCACAGAGGCACAAGGAGCAGCUAUCGGAUUUGAUGACCCAGCUUAAUUCCACCCAUCCUCAUUUUGUUCGUUGCAUUUUGCCGAACCACAAGAAAAAGCCGAAAUUGUUCAACAAUGUUCUUGUUCUCGACCAACUUCGAUGCAAUGGUGUGCUCGAAGGGAUUAGAAUCGCCCGCACCGGCUUUCCUAACCGCUUGCCGUUCGCCGAAUUCAGGCAUCGCUACGAGGUCCUAUGCCGUGGGAUGCCUAAAGGUAUUCUGGAUGGUCAAGAAGCCGUACAUAUGAUGGUCGAUAAACUGGGAGUCGAGAAAGCCCUGUACAGAAUUGGUCGGACAAAAAUUUUCUUUAGAGCAGGGGUGUUGGCCGAGUUAGAAGAACAGAGAGACACGUUGAUACGAGAAAUUAUGACGAGAUUCCAGUCGAUCGCUCGUGGGUAUGUACAGCGACAUCUCAUUAACAAACGACUCUAUCGGGCGGAAGCAUCUCGUAUCAUCCAGCGAAAUUUCCACCUCUACUUAAAUCUCAAGUCUUCCCCGUGGUGGACUCUUUUCAUGAACAUGAAGCCGUUGUUGGGUGAAACUCGCAGUGCGAGUGAGGUUAAGAAAAGGGACGAGAAAAUCCAGCAGCUUGAGGCAAAGGUCAAACAAGAUUCCGCCGACAGACAGAAGUUAGAAGAAGAUAGACGGCGAGCAGACGCUGAAAUGCAACGUAUCAAGAAAAUGUUAGAGAGUGAACGGGCCCUGGCCUUGGAUAAGGAGGAGAUCUUUAAACGGCUCCAAUUGCGUGAGGUUGAGCUUACCGAGAAGUUGGCGGGAGCCAUUGCGGACCAGGAAAGCUUAGAGGAUCAAGUUGACGAGCUUAUCGCUGCAAAGAAGAAAACAGAAGAAGAGUUGGAUUUGAGAAGAUCACAACUUGAUCAAGCAGCACAGUUGAUGGGACGGCUUGAGAAGGAAAAGAAAGAACUCCAUGGUCGCAUUUCCGAGCUCGACGAUGAGCUUAAAGCCGUAGAAACCACUCAUCAGCAGCGGGAUAGCGAAAUACACAAGUUGAACCAAGAGAUCAAGGUGCUCAAUAGCCAUUUGAGCUUGAAGGAACGGAAGCUACAGGACUUAGAGGCUAAAGUGCUAAAGUCUGGACAAGACCUAGAUAUCAAGUUGGCGAACACAACCAAAGAGUUGCAACUUUCACAAAGCCAGGUUAAGGGGCUCCAAGAGGAGAACCGCGAGUUCCAGAAACAGAUGAACACCCUAUCAUCGACAUCUACAGACUUCGAACAGUUGGUCCGUAAGAAAGAAAGCGAGUUAUCCAUGCUUCGCAUCGACAUGAAGAAGUAUGAAGCGGACAAAAAGAGCCUUGAGUCGGAGAGAGACAGCCUCUCGGCCCGACAUGGUGAUAUGCAGCGCAGAAUCCAUGAAUUGCAGGCACAAAUAGAUGCCAUGAAAUCAGAGAACGCCAACUUAGAGCGGGAAGCUGCGGAUGCAAAGAAACUGCUUGAAGCUAGAAUCUCCGAAGACGCUCAAUCGGGGCAAACAAGAAAGAUGCUUGAGCAACAAGUUAAGGACCUGAAAACUCAGCUGUACCAAGUGCAAUCUGAACUUAGUCGCGAAAGACAAUCAAGAGACGACGUUCAAAUGCUUGGGGAGCAUAAGUAUGCCCAGCUCAAACAGGAAUACGAUACGCUCAAUGAGUCCAAGAUAACUAUUGAGAAAGAAAUGUAUAUCCAGCAAGAUGCGCUGAGAAGGGCAAAGGAAGCACGAGCCGCGGCGGAAGAAGCUCGAAAGGAAUUGCAAUCGGAAAUAGUCAAGCUGAGAGAACGGAUCACAAGGGCGGAAAGUGCACGAUUGGAUGCCGAAACAGCUGCAGAAAAGAAGUUGAUGGAACAAGCAAACGAUCGUGUAGCCAGUCUACGAAAGGAGCUCGACGCAAAGGUCAGAAAACUCGAAGAAACGGAGGCCGAACGUGCACGACUAGCCAGUCAAGUCCAAAACCUCAGCCAGAUAAUAUCAGAGAGAGAGGACUUCAAAGUUCGAAACGACCAACACAAGGAGCGCCUAGAACGGGAACUGGUCACUGUUAAAGGCAGACUCGUUGCAUCAGAGAAUGACAACCGGGCUCUUCUCAACAAAAUUCAACAGAAGAACCUCGACAUUGCGCGAUCCAAUUCUAGGGCAAGUGACGCACAAAGAACGAGACUAGCACAGGUUCAGGCCGAAAAGUCUCGCCUCGAAGAAGCGAACAAGCAACUCUCUCGGCAAGUGGGUGACUGCCAGCUGACUAUAACAUCUCUGGAGAAGCAAAAGGAGAAGCUUGCGCUUAGUCUGGAGGAUUUGAACCACGAGGUUGCUCGGGAGCAUAAGGCUAGUCGGAAUGCAGAGAAAGCCGCCAGCACGGCAAAUAUUCAGCUGGCAGAGGCUCACCGGAACCUCGAAACUGAGCGACAACUUAAGACACAGGCCCAAGCCAACACUCGAAAACUUCAGGAUUCUCUCGACCAAGCCCAUAAAGAGAUACAAGACUGCCAUCAGCAGCUAAUUCUACUUCAUAAAGUUUUCAAUCCUGAAGUUACAGAGGUACCAGCCUCGUGGGAAGCUGUGAAACCGGAUCUAUCUAAACAGGUUGAGAUCGCGGCAAUUCUGGAAUCCGUUCAGGAGAAUCUUCGGGUCAGUGAAGAAAAGCGCGCAAGGGCUGAGAGCCAGCUGGCCGAAAUGCGUCGUCGCCAUGCGGAUGAGGUUGCAGAAAUUGAUGCACGACAUUGCUCUUCGAAGCGUGCACUUUUAGAAGAGAUUGACCAGAACCAAGUGGCUAACACGAGAUCCCCCGGCCAUUUCCGCAAGAGCUCAGAGCAAUUCAAGCGCUAUUCAAAUCCUUCCACUCCCAACCGUCGAUUCAUGGAAGUUGCUGGUGACUCUGGUCGUUCUGAUCGGACAGUCGAUACAGUAUCUUUCCAGAAGCGGAUGGACCUUGCGGCUGAAGUAGAAAUGCUGCAGAAUCAGCUCCAGAUGUCUGAGAUGCAAAAUCGUCAUCUCCAAAGUCAACUUGAGCGGGUGAAUCCUGCUCGUGAUAUGUGGCAGGAUGAGAGCCCUUCGGUUCGACGAAUGAAAAUGCUUGAGAAAGAAAAUGGUCGCCUGCAUGAGAAACUCGACGAUUCCGCCAAAAAGGUCUCUGCUUUGGAACGAACUAUCCAAUCAGGAGAGCUCACGCUUCGUGAUGUGCAAGCCAAAUCUCACGAAGAACUUUAUGAGCUUCUUAACUCGCAGGAGCAAUCAAGAAAAUCGCUGCUACAGGUUCAUAAGUCCACCCUAACCGACUUGGCCGAGGCGAAAUCUCAGUUUGAGAGACUCAUGCAUGCGAGAUCUAGCCUGGAGGUGGAAUUGAGAGACGUUGCUUCUGAGCUGCACGAGUUGCAUCUCGCUAGAGAACAAGAUGCUGCUAGCCGUAGCCAGUUACUACAGGAAUUUUCUGACCUCCAGAUUCGUCUCGAUGCCGAGGGUUCUAAGGUCGUAGACUUGACAUCCAGCUUGAGUUUGUACAAGAGCCGGGCCGAUGAGUAUUUCAACAAGCUGGAACAAGCCGAGCUCGCUGUCCUCAAAGCUAGUCGAGCGGAGCAGUUUGCAAAGUCGCAAGCAAAAGAGGCCGAGGACACCUGUGCCACGAUCAUGGCGGAACGUAAGGAAAUGGACAGUCUUGUGGAGGAUCUGCAACGGCAGGCACAAUUGUUCGAGGAGAAGGUUGAGGAUCUCUCUGCGGACCUUGAUGCAGCGCUCCAGGCUAAGAGACGGCUUCAAAAUGAGUUGGAGGAUUAUCGCAGUCAGCGAGCAAUAGAUAUCGAGGACAAAGAAGCCUCCAUGGAGCAAACUCGAAAGAAAUAUCAAAUGGAGUUUUCAACGAUCACGAACGAACUGGAAAUUGAACGGGAAAACGUUCUUCAUAUCCGUGGCGAGAACGCCAGGCUUCGCGAAGAAUUGGAAGACCUGCGAUCGAAAUGGGACGAUGAGGUUCUCAACAGUUCAACAUGGGCCAAAGAAAAGUCCCGACUGGAGAUGACGUUGCAAGACGUGUCUAACUCCCGGGAUGAUGCCGUCCGCGCCCACACCGACGCUCAGAGUAAAGUGGUGUCUCUCCUUUCGCAGGUGCGAAACCUUCGGACUUCUGUUGACGAGGCCACCGCGGAGCGAGACCAGGUUAUCAAGGAGAAGAGAAGCCUUGAGGGACGCCUUGCCGAAGCGGCGGAGAGGUUGGAAGACCUGGCUAAGGGCGAGAGUCCGGCCAUGCGGAACGCGGCCGAGAUGGAUCGUGAAUUACUUGAUUUGAAGACAAAAUUAGCGCAGCAAGAAGAUGUUGCGACUGCGGCGGUAGGUAAAAUGAGAAGAGCAGAGGCGAUGGUGACGGAGAUUCAGAAGGAGAUUGUGGCGGAGCGAGAGUCAACCGCCCAGCUGUUUAAAGACAAAGCUGCAGUGGAGAAGCAGCUCAAGGAGGCCCAACUGCGCUGUAUUGACCUGGAGACGAAGGGCUACUCCUCGGCCAGCCAAGACGUAAGGUUCUUGUACAAACGAAUCCAGGAGCUCGAAGCACAGCUUGAUGACCAUGAAUCAAAGCGGAAUGCCGAACAGCGCUCAGUCCGCAAUGUCGACCGCACCGUUAAAGAUCUUCAAUCUCAGAUCGAACGUCGCGAAAAGUUGAACGCGCAGCUGAUGGAGGACAUCUCCAAGUCGCGGGACAAGAUCGAACGACUGCUGCAGACAAUUGACGAGCUGCAGACGAGCGAAUCCCAAAACCAGCUGCAGGCACGCCGUGCAGAACGUGAACUGCGGGAAGAAAAGGAGAAGUCCCUCCGACUGGAGAGGGAGCUGGAGGGAUGGAAGUCCUUACGUAUAGAGAGGGGAAGCGCCAUGGCACGCAGCGGCACAUUUACUGGAUUGAGCGACAUCGGCAUCGGAGAACGAUUUGGGAGUCGUAGAGGCAGUGGGGUAUUUGUGGGGUCCAGCACAAAUAGCGCCAUCGAGGUUCCCCAGAGAAAGGCGAGUAAUACGAAGGGUUUCUUGUAGGUGUCUUUGGCUUUUGUUCGGGGAAUGCCUGCAACGAGUUGCAUCAUGUAACAUCAUUUUUUUGUUUGUUUUUUCCUUUACGGGCGGUUACGUUACGUAGCUUUGCAUGUUAUGUUA